AAAUACAAAUCCCCCCACAACAAAUAUGAAAUGUCAACAUCGAAGUGAACACAUAUCGAUUGUUGUCAUUUCAUUUCUUGUGAAAGUGUUUGUUUUGAAAUGAGUUUGAAAUGCAUUCUGAAUGCAUGUUUAUGAAAUCAGUUCUAAAUGCAUUUCGAACCAGUUUUUUUGUAUUAGGGGGCCCUAAUACAAAAAAACUGGUUCGAAAUGCAUUUAGAACUGAUUUCAUAAACAUGCAUUCAGAAUGCAUUUCAAACUCAUUUCAAAACAAACACUUUCACAAGAAAUGAAAUGACAACAAUCGAUAUGUGUUCACUUCGAUGUUGACAUUUCAUAUUUGUUGUGGGGCCUUGACAGGAUACGAGAUUCUUUAGUUUGUAAAUAAAUAUUUGUCAUUUUAAGUACACGAAAGAGUCACUCAUUUGAUUUUUGAAAAUAUGGCCGGAAUAUUAGAAUUUUUCGCAUCGUUUGCUGAACAGGUGAAGGCAGAUGGAGGCGUUGUUAAUAUACGCCCGGUAAUUGAAUUUUGGACCACUUGUAGUCCCAUCACAAUGAAAUAUCACCAGGAAUCGUUUAGCAGCGAAAUACGCCCAACUAUACUGUCCAAUUUGUGCGCCAACUAUCAAGCACAAGGAAUGUUUCCGCGUCAUGGAAUUGAUGCACUGAAAUCGAUAUUAAGCCAAGCUGAAAGCGAUGACUCUGUCGCACAAUGGUGCCUGUCGGUCCAUGUAACGAAAAUGAACGAUAAGAAAGGAGACGGACUAAAACUAUCUCGUUUGCUGGCUUUUAUCAGGAAGAUGAGAGUGAAGGUUCCGGAUCGCUAUCAAAUGUCUUGGAUCGAACUAGGGCAAAAGGUGAUAAAACACAGACAGAUUCUACAAAUUGUCGCUACCGUUCUUGGAAAGUUUCAAAGUGAAGCGAAACCAGAAAAUGAUGUGGGAUUCGUAAUAGUUAACAAUGAAGCUCUAAACCUCCGAGGUUUUUCGGGUUUAUUUUUGAUAUACAUAAACUGCGCUCAUUUUGAAACAGAAUUUCGUACGAGCUACACGGAAGCCGAAAGAGAUGAUUUCGAUACAGAGAGAGUCGAGCUAGCCGCGAAAAUGAGCUUAAUUGCUCUCAUCAUUCAUGAGUUUGGCCACAUCAAGCUGCGGCAGGCAUAUGGUGAUUUCAAUGUGAAUACGCCAAAGUUGGCUAAGGAAAAAGGCCUGCCAGACAACUACAAAGAGAUGGGUGUGCUAUGCGAAAUCGAGACGUUCGGUUCACAUGUCGAUUGGAGCAAUUCUAGAUUCGGUGCAAAUUUGGAAUUUAUGCGGUCAUUUGUCAACGCGAUUGAAACGGGAGCGAAACUGCCGAAGAGUCCACUAGGUCUCGUAGUCGACCGUUUGGAAUCUGAAUAUUCUUCAUCCGGAGUAGAUAUACAAGCGACAUAUCCUGUUUACGAAUAAAAAAUCUUAGUAAUGGCACAAUUUUGAAAGAACACCCAUUUCCAGUUCCUUUAUAAAAGCUUUACUGGCAGAGAGAACAUAAA
This is a messenger RNA of Bradysia coprophila, 1528 nucleotides long. Its product is annotated as zinc finger protein 277-like. The record is from RefSeq and is a predicted model, not a curated record. NCBI's taxonomy places the organism in Eukaryota, Metazoa, Arthropoda, Insecta, Diptera, Sciaridae.